AUGCAGCAGCUGCGUGAGGAUUUCCCGGGGAUGCUCGCUGCGGCGAUGCGCAACGCCCUGAAUGGCGCACCGAAUCUUGGUAGCUCCCCGGCUCCCGCCGCCCCUGCGCCCGCUCCCGCUCCUGUGAAUGCGGAGGUUCCGGCCGCGCCCCUUGCUGCGCCUGCUCCGCACGCAUCUGCGUACCCGCGGGCUCCUCCUCCUGGCGGUGACCGUGCUCCACCCGCCUACGUUCGUCCUGUGUCUGCCUCGCAGUAUCCGCCCCUGCCCUGGAUUCCCCCUCUUCCGGACGCGGGAUUUGUGGGAGUGGGAGGCGGAGGGGCGAGGGGAGCCUUCGUUCCUCCCCGUCGUUUUGCUGAAGCUCCGUCCGUGCAGCCUCCGCCCCCUCUUCCCGUUCCGCCUGCCGCGUUGAGGACGGGAAUGGCUCAAGUUCCCACGGCGACCCUUGCGCAGCUGUGGCGCUUGGUGGAGUGCCAGCAGGCCCUGACACUGAUUCUGGUGAAUGCGCACUUCGCCAUUCUCCAGAGCCCAGGGAGCACUCUCGGUCGUGAGGCUCGAGGAGAUUGCUUGGCGGCGGCUGCGCAACUUGCCUUCCUCCUCCUACCCGUGCUGGGAGCGCCCGCGUUGGGAGGCGUUGCGGUUUCAGAACUGGACGGGACGGUCCAGGUGGCCGCCACCUUCCUCGUCUUUUCUGACUACAUGCGGCCGGCGCUGCGCCUCGCCGCCCUCUCCACCGCCCGCGUGCUCUUUGUCUUUACCCAUGACUCCAUCGGGCUGGGGGAGGAUGGCCCCACGCACCAGUGGAGCACCUCCCCUCCCUCCGAGCAAUCCCCAACCUCCACAAUAUUUGCCCAGCACACCACAACCCUCAUUUCCCUCUCACUCUACUCUCUCCCAUGCCUCCCUCUACCAUCAUCCCCCCUUCUACAGCCAGUGGAGCACCUCCCGUCCCUCCGAGCAAUCCCCAACCUCCACGUCAUCCGCCCGGGCGACGCCACCGAGACAGCUGGCGCCUACGUGGCGGCGAUUCGGCGCAGCGUGGGGCCCACCGCGAUCCUGCUGUCCCGUCAGAAGCUGACAGCUCAGCUCCGGGGGUCGUGCAGGGAGGGGGUGCUGAGGGGGGGGUAUGUGCUGGGAGGGGAGGGGAGGGAAGAAGAGGAGGAGGGGGAGGGAGGAGAAGGUGGAUUGGAUUUGAUUCUGAUUGGGUCAGGAUCGGAGCUGGUGCUCUGCCAGGAAGCUGCUGAGAAGCUUCGCGAGGAAGGGUACAGUGUGCGGGUGGUGUCCCUCCCCUGCUGGGAGCUCUUCAGGCAGCAGCCUCGGGAGUACCGGGACGCUGUGCUGCCGCCACGUGUCACCAAACGACUGGCUGUUGAGGCUGCUCGCUCUCAGACCCCUCACCCCACCCAUCCCUCCUCUCACACCCCUCACACCUCUCACCCCCCUCACCACGCGCACCCCUCCUCCCACACGCCCCUCACCCCUUCCCCCUCCUCUCACACCCUGCUCACCCUUCACACCCCUUCCACACCCUACAGACUACACUCCAUAUCCUUGAACUCCCCUCCCUCGGACUCCCUCUCAGCUCCCCACCACCAUCCCAACUUCCUCACACUCUUUCUCGCAUCCCCCCUGCUCCCUACAGAUCUUCCCCGCCCUCCUCGCUUCCCCCCCUGCUCCCUACACUCCCGUCUUCCUCACAAUCCUCUCACAUUCCCUUCCCCUACUCUGCACCUCACAGCCCCUCAGAGGGUCUUGGCAGGGGGGAGCUGGGCACAAGCAGAGUCGUUCUUGAAUGGAGAUGAUGCACGAGCGGAUAGCACUGCUCUGCCUUACGGCCGUCUAACGAACCAGAACUACAGUGUGUGCACGGGAGGAAAGGAGACAUUUAAUCACGCCUCUGCUGCUGCCUCACCUGCUUUCCCACCUGUGUCUGCAGACCUAUGUGCCUCUGCUCCUCUAUCUGCUGCCCUAUCUGCUGCCCUAUUUGCUUCUCUACAAUCUGUAACUGCUGCCCCAAAUGCUGACCCAACUGCUGCCCCAACUGCUGCUCCAGAUGCCGCCAUAACUCCCGCUGCUGUCGGGUUGGUUGGGUUGACUGCUGAGUCACGCCUUGAGGCGACUCACCAGUGCCUGACAGCUGCUGUGGCGAAGCGCCUGCCGGCUGCUGUGGCGGUCCUGCCACGUGCUGCCUUGCCUGCUGCUGACCCGCCUGGGCCUCUACCUGCUGACCCAGAUGCUGCCCCAGCUGCUCCUGCAGCUGUUGCACCAACUUCUGCCCUAACUGCCGCCCCAAAUGCUGCUCCAGGUACUUCCAUAGCUCUUGCUGCUCCCGGGUUAGCUGUGUUGGCUGUGUUGGCUGGGUUGACUGCUGAGUCACGCCGGUGGGGGCAGCUGGAGGGAAACGAGAGGCGAGAGAUGGCGAGAGAGGAAGGGAGGGGAGAGGAGUGGUGGGUGCGGGAUGGGCCAGCAGGGCUCUCAUGCUGUCAAUCACACGCACUGCUCUCAGCAGAAUGUCCGCUGGGGGGGCGACACCUGGCAGUGCUGCUGCCGGGGCUACAGCAGCGGGAGCGGUGGGAGUUGGGAUUGGUGCUGCAGCAGCGGUUGGCAGUGGUGCAGGGGGUGCGGCAGGUGUUAGUGGUGGUGCUACAGCAGAGGCAGGAGGCGCAGGUGGAAAGGGCAAGGCAUGUGGCCGAGGGGAUGGGGGCAGGUGCUGUGGUGAGACGGUGUUGGCAAGGCUAG
Molecule: messenger RNA, 2736 nt
Organism: Closterium sp. Naga37s-1
Lineage: Eukaryota; Viridiplantae; Streptophyta; Zygnematophyceae; Desmidiales; Closteriaceae
Source: the annotation of a GenBank genome assembly